Messenger RNA from Pieris macdunnoughi, 2442 nucleotides. The record is from the annotation of a GenBank genome assembly. Lineage: Eukaryota; Metazoa; Arthropoda; Insecta; Lepidoptera; Pieridae.
AUGGAUGUAGCCGAUACAUAUGCAACACAGAGUCAAGUUAAAGACGAAGUUGGAGUUCGUUGCCAAAAAUUGUUUCAAGAUUUUUUGGAGGAUUUUAAAGAAGACAAUGAAUUAAAAUAUGAAAAACAAGCUAAAGAGCUUCUUAAACCUGAACUAAGCACAUUAGAAGUAAGCUUUGAUGAUGUUGAAAAGUAUAACCAGAACCUUGCCACUACAAUUAUCGAGGAGUAUUACAGAAUUUAUCCCUUUUUAAAUCAGGCUAUUUUGAAUUAUGUUUUAAGUUUAGCAGAAACUGGUAUCAAGAAGGAAUUGCAACAUAAAGAAUGCUAUGUGUCAUUUGUUGAUGUUCCAACACGGCAUAGGGUAAGGGAGUUGACUACAACUAAAAUAGGAACUCUCAUAAGAAUAUCGGGGCAAAUUGUGAGAACUCACCCUGUUCACCCUGAAUUGGUUAUGGGUACCUUUGUAUGCUUAGAUUGCCAGACUGUUAUUAAAAAUGUUGAACAACAAUUUAAGUAUACAAUACCAACAAUAUGUCGUAAUCCAGUGUGUGCAAAUCGUCGACGAUUCAUGUUGGAUGCAGACAAAUCAGUAUUUGUAGACUUUCAAAAAAUAAGAAUACAAGAAACACAAGCAGAGUUACCUCGAGGAUGUAUUCCUCGUUCACUUGAAGUUAUUCUCAGAGCAGAAGCUGUAGAAUCUGUACAGGCUGGUGACAGAUAUGAUUUUACGGGCACACUCAUUGUUGUUCCCGAUGUGGGUUCUUUGUCAAUGCCUGGUGCUAAAGCUGAACUGACUACUCGGACCAAGUUGGCAAAUGAAGGGCAAAUGGAAGGUAUUAAAGGAUUGCAGGCAUUGGGAGUUCGUGAAUUACACUACAAGACUGCAUUUCUCGCAUGCAGUGUACAAGCUACUGCUCGUAGGUUUGGAACUGCUGAUUUAGCUGCUGAUGAUCUGACCACUGAAGAUAUGAGGAAACAGAUGACAGACAAGGAGUGGGAUAAGGUGUAUGAGAUGUCAAGAGAUCGUAAUCUAUACAACAAUUUGAUUGCAAGUCUAUUCCCGAGUAUUCAUGGCAAUAGUGAAGUAAAGCGAGGUGUCUUACUGAUGCUGUUUGGUGGUGUUGCUAAGACUACAAUAGAAGGAACUACCCUCCGAGGCGAUAUAAACGUGUGCAUAGUAGGCGAUCCAAGUACUGCCAAGUCUCAGUUAUUAAAGCAAGUGAGCGAGAUCGCACCUAGGGCUGUCUAUACAAGUGGAAAGGCUUCAUCGGCUGCUGGUCUUACUGCGGCUGUCGUUAAGGAUGAAGAAUCAUUUGACUUCGUAAUCGAAGCCGGGGCACUGAUGUUAGCGGAUAACGGCGUGUGCUGCAUUGACGAGUUCGACAAGAUGGACCCUGGAGACCAGGUCGCCAUCCACGAAGCCAUGGAACAGCAGACCAUCUCUAUUGCUAAGGCAGGUGUACGGGCAACCCUAAACGCCCGUACGUCAAUCCUGGCGGCUGCCAACCCUAUUGGAGGACGAUACGACCGCGCUAAGAGCUUGCAACAAAAUGUCGCCCUCAGCGCACCUAUUAUGUCCCGAUUUGACCUCUUCUUUAUACUUAUUGAUGAGACCAGCGAAAUGGUAGACUACGCGAUAGCAAGGCGCAUUGUCGAUCUUCACUGUAACAAAGAAGAAACAUAUGAUUGUGUCUACUCCAGAGAAGAUUUACUGCGAUACAUAGCUUUCGCAAGAUCCUUCAAACCUAUGAUUACUGAGGAAGCUGGCAAAAUCCUCGUGGAGUACUACACAGUACUCCGGUCGCGUGACGGCGGGGCUGGAUCCUGGCGAAUCACAGUUCGGCAGCUGGAGUCAAUGAUUCGUUUAGCAGAGGCUUUGGCUAAGAUGCACUGUAGCGGACAAGUUGGCACUCAUCACGUACACGAGGCUUAUAGAUUGCUAAACAAGUCAAUAAUACGUGUGGAGCAGCCUGACAUACAUUUAGACGAAGAGGACCCGCAGUAUGAGCCCAGUAUGGACGUGGACAAUGAUACACCUGCCACAAUAGCGAGUGAGACGGUGAACGGCGACUCGGCGCCAAAGAAAAAACUAACUUUGUCAUUCGAGGAAUACAAGUCAUUGAGUAACAUGAUCGUUGUUUUCAUGAGGAAGGAGGAAGGCGAAGCUGAAAAUAGAGGCGAAGAAAGCGCUGGCGUGCACAAGAGCGCAGUGGUUAGCUGGUAUUUGGAGCAGUUAGUCGGGCGAGGGCAGAUCGAGACUGAAGACGAACUCGUAGACAAGAAGGCGCUGGUCGAAAAGGUUAUCGACCGGCUUAUGUACCAUGACCAAGUGAUAAUCCCUCUGUCAACCACUGGCCUGAAAACGACUCAAAGAUCUGAACAGGAGGUCGAAGAUGAUCCGUUAUUAGUUGUACACCCUAACUACGUUGUUGAUACCUGA